AGUUACGUACGUUGACUUUGAGAUGUAAUUUGGUCUAUAAGUAGCAUUCGCAUUUUCUAACUUUGAGAUAUCUUAAAGUCAGACUAUUCACCUCAAAAGUUCUAAGCAUAUCUUUCUUCAGUCGCUCUUAAAACCCGACAACCCAGGAGCCUCAUCAGAAGCAUAAAGAUAAUCUUGAAGAAGGCAAAUGGCUGAUAAUCAGCAGCUAGGAGUGCUCAAAGCACUCGAUGUAGCUAAGACACAGCUGUACCAUUUCACGGCUAUUGUUAUCGCCGGAAUGGGUUUCUUCACCGAUGCCUACGAUCUUUUUUGUAUCUCAUUGGUCACAAAGCUGUUAGGCCGCAUCUACUACCACAAGAACGGAGCAGCUAAGCCGGGAACACUGCCACCAGAAGUGGCGGCCGCAGUCAAUGGUGUGGCUCUAUGUGGGACACUUAUGGGUCAACUUUUCUUUGGGUGGCUUGGAGACAAACUAGGCCGGAAAAAAGUUUAUGGAAUCACUUUGAUUAUGAUGGUCGUUUGCUCUGUCGCAUCCGGUCUUUCAUUUGGAAAUAGUCCCAAAGGUGUCAUGACCACUCUUUGCUUUUUCAGGUUUUGGCUUGGAGUUGGUAUUGGAGGUGACUAUCCACUCUCAGCAACGAUAAUGUCUGAGUAUGCAAACAAGAAGACUCGUGGUGCGUUCAUCGCGGCCGUGUUUGCUAUGCAAGGAUUUGGGAUCAUGGCUGGAGGCAUCGUUGCGCUAAUAUUCUCAAGCAUUUUUGAUCAUCAAUUCCCAUCACCUAUCUACAGUGUAGACCCUGUUGGCUCGACCGUACCUCAAGCUGAUUACUUAUGGCGUAUCAUCCUUAUGGUGGGUGCUCUCCCCGCCGGUAUGACCUAUUACUGGCGAAUGAAGAUGCCCGAAACUGCUCGUUACACUGCUUUGGUUGCUAAAAACAUCAAACAAGCUACACAAGACAUGUCUAAAGUCUUGCAGGUGGAUCUGGAAGCUGAGGAAGAAAUUGCUGAAAAGGUUGUUCAAGAUCCAAAGCUUAACUAUGGCUUGUUUUCCAAGGAAUUCCUUAAACGCCAUGGACUUCCUCUCCUUGGAACUACUUCCACUUGGUUUUUGCUUGACAUUGCAUUUUACAGUCAAAACUUAUUUCAAAAAGAUAUAUUUUCUGCCAUUGGGUGGAUCCCUGCUGCGGCUACAAUGAAUGCUAUCCACGAGGUUUACAAGAUCGGUAGGGCGCAGACCCUCAUUGCGCUAUGCAGUACCGUCCCAGGAUACUGGUUCACGGUUGCGUUUAUUGACAUCAUGGGAAGAUUUGCAAUCCAACUAAUGGGAUUCUUCUUUAUGACCGUGUUCAUGUUCGCUAUAGCUUUCCCUUAUGAUCAUUGGAUCAAACCCGACAAUCGAAUCGGAUUUGUCAUUAUUUACUCCCUAACUUUCUUCUUUGCAAAUUUCGGUCCAAAUGCAACUACAUUUGUUGUUCCAGCUGAGAUCUUCCCAGCUAGGUUGAGAUCCACAUGUCAUGGAAUAUCAGCCGCAGCAGGAAAGGCGGGAGCUAUUGUGGGCGCGUUUGGCUUCUUAUACGCAGCUCAGUCAAAGGAUAAGACCAAGACAGACGCAGGUUAUCCACCGGGUAUUGGUGUCAAGAAUUCGUUGAUCAUGCUUGGUGUUAUCAACUUUGUUGGUAUGCUCAUGACGUUUUUAGUACCUGAAUCUAAAGGCAAGUCUCUUGAGGAGCUUUCAGGUGAAAAUGUAAAUGAUGAGACGGCCUCGUCUGGGGUUUCUACCUCCGGAAGAAACUGAAGUCUCUUUAGAUACGAACCAAAUGCUAUAGUUAUUUCGUCCAUUUGAUUUUCUGUAAAAUUUGUUGUUUAUCUUCUUGUGUGAACAAAUCAUAAUGUAUUAAAGAGCUUAUUGUUUGAAUAAGGUGUUAUGUAUAACAUUACAAUAAAGGGAAUCAACGAAAUAUUUUCCACAAUUUGGAG
Messenger RNA from Brassica napus (rape), 1977 nucleotides. RefSeq names its product probable inorganic phosphate transporter 1-3. The transcript has 3 exons. Bases 188 to 1795 code for a protein of 535 amino acids. Lineage: Eukaryota; Viridiplantae; Streptophyta; Magnoliopsida; Brassicales; Brassicaceae. Gene Ontology annotation, molecular function: phosphate transmembrane transporter activity. Gene Ontology annotation, biological process: phosphate ion transport; transmembrane transport. Gene Ontology annotation, cellular component: membrane. The record is from RefSeq and is a predicted model, not a curated record.